UGGCGACAAAGAGAAUAUUGGCGCUGGUUAUGAAGGUCGGGUGAGCUACAACCGGAGCACCUACUCACUGUGGCUCAAAAACCUCGUACCCACCGAUAGUGGAACCUAUAUUAUUUCAAUUGUCACCUCUAAUGCGGUUCAGAUGCCGGGACAGACUACACUCACUGUGCUCGACUCUGUUGGCCAGGUCCCCUGUUGCUAGUCUCCAUUCGUUUUCUCCAGUGACUUCCCCUUUUAACCACUAGCAUGGGUGAAAUGGAGAAAAUGAAAAAGGAGGCUGAGGCCCUCAAGACACAAAUCGAGACGGCACGCAAGGCAGCUCAUGACACAGACUUGGGUGCUGCUGCAUCUGGAGUGGCACCAGCACCCACCAUUCAGCUGAAGACAAGGAAGAAUUUGAAGGGUCACCUUGCCAAAAUCUAUGCCCUGCACUGGGCUACGGAUAGCAAGCUAAUGGUCAGUGCCUCACAGGAUGGCAAACUUCUAAUCUGGGAUACCCACACUGGAAACAAGAUCAAUGCAGUUCCCCUGAAGUCAUCAUGGGUCAUGACCUGUGGAUAUGCCCCCUCUGGUAACCUUGUGGCCAGUGGUGGUCUUGACAACAUGUGUACUGUCUACAACUUGAAGACUCCCAUCGUCAAGAUUGUGAAAGAACUGGAUGCGCAUUCAGGUUACCUGUCUUGUGCCCGCUUUCUUAGUGACAAUGAUAUCCUCACUUCAUCUGGUGAUACCACUUGUGCUCUGUGGGACAUAGAAUCUGGCAAGCAAAAGACUGUCUUUCUGAACCAUGUGGGUGACUGCAUGUGUCUGGCUUUGUCCUCUGACAUGAACACAUUUAUCUCUGGGGCCUGCGACUCCCUGGCCAAGCUGUGGGACAUCAGGGAUGGCAAAUGCAAGCAGACCUUCCAGGGCCACACCAGUGACGUCAAUGCCAUUUCAUUUUUCCACAAUGGUAAUGCAUUCGUGACUGGAUCAGACGACUGCUCCUGCAAGAUGUUCGACAUACGCUCUGACCAGGAGGUGUUUUGCUACCUGGAUGAACAGGCAAACAGUGGUGUGACAUCGCUGGCCCUGUCCAUGUCUGGUCGCCUUAUCUUUGCCGGCUAUGACGACUUCAACUGCAACAUCUGGGACACACUGAAAGGCGUGAAAGUCGGAGUGCUGGCGGGGCAUGACAACAGGGUGAGCUGCACCGGAGUACCACCAGAUGGCAUGUGUGUGUGCACUGGCUCAUGGGACAGCUUCCUGAAGAUUUGGAACUGAGCCGGUCCAGCCACAAUGAUAUAAAAGUGAAGAAACAGAAUAAAAGAGAAAGAGGGGAUAAAGGGUAAUGUUCUCUCAAAUAUAACAAAGUGCAGCACAUGAUGACAUCA
Messenger RNA from Trichomycterus rosablanca, 1373 nucleotides. RefSeq names its product guanine nucleotide binding protein (G protein), beta polypeptide 3b (gene gnb3b). Gene Ontology annotation, biological process: G protein-coupled receptor signaling pathway. Gene Ontology annotation, molecular function: signaling receptor complex adaptor activity; protein binding. The transcript is spliced from 9 exons. Lineage: Eukaryota; Metazoa; Chordata; Actinopteri; Siluriformes; Trichomycteridae. Gene Ontology annotation, cellular component: heterotrimeric G-protein complex; cytoplasm. The record is from RefSeq and is a predicted model, not a curated record. Bases 247 to 1263 code for a protein of 338 amino acids.